This is a messenger RNA of Zophobas morio, 1386 nucleotides long. Its product is annotated as transmembrane protein 185A. NCBI's taxonomy places the organism in Eukaryota, Metazoa, Arthropoda, Insecta, Coleoptera, Tenebrionidae. The record is from RefSeq and is a predicted model, not a curated record. The transcript has 6 exons. Bases 90 to 1109 code for a protein of 339 amino acids.
CAGUCGAAACAGUUGGCACUGACAACACUGCCACUACUACCUGUCAAGAUGAUAUCCAAAACAAAAAGUUUGUAAAUAACACCCGAAAAAUGAAUUUACAAACACUGUUCCAAGACUUCAACCCAAGUAAAUUCGUGGUGCACACGUGCCUAUUAGUUUUCACAGCCCUCUUCGCAAUAAGACUCGAUAAUUACGUAACGUGGUCUUUCUGGUGCGUAUUCGCCCCCAUUUGGAUAUGGAAAGUGUUGGUAAUUUUAGGUGCAACAGUCGGAAGCUACGUAUGGUGGAGAUACCCUCAUUUCAGGUUAGACUGUGAGGCGUACAUCCACUACAAGUCAAUGCUGAUAUCCCUAGCGUUACAUUUGAUAUUGUUAAUGUUCGAACUGCUCGUAUGUGAUAAGCUGGAAUCAAACAGACAUUUGUGGAUUCUGGUUUUUAUACCGCUGAUUUUCAUAUCGAUAGUUAGCAUAGCCGUGUGCAUUUGGGCUGUUAAACAUGACAGGUCGUUUGAGCUGGAGCUCUUCUGCGCCGUGAACGUGCUACAGUUCAUCUUUCUAGCCCUACGCUUAGACGGGUUCAUCAGCUGGUCCUGGGAAGUGGUGUUCGUGCCGCUGUGGAUAGUGAUGUGCUUGUCGUUAGUGGGUGUGCUGUACACCAUUAUUUUCGCCGCCAUUUUGUUAAGAACUCCAGAAGUUAAUGCUCAACAAAGACGGUCUAGUUUUAAGUCGGCGUUAGGGUACACUUUUUUAGUUAUUCCUAUUUUAAUAUUCCAAGUAUUACUAGCCAACAAAUUGGACGGCGAGAUUCGUCUGUCGUACACAGCCGUCGUCAGCCCCCUUUUCAUUUCGUUCACAACGUUAAUUUUAAUGUCGUUCAGUGCCAAGGGAGGCAACCGAUGGUGGUUCGGCAUGCGCAAAGACUUCUGCGCAUUCGUCCUUGGCGCUUGCCCCCUCCUCCAAGAAUACGCCAACAUUGCCUACCACAGCGAACGGCGGAGCAACGGCGUCGAACUCCAACAACAAAACGAGAAAAGCGAUCCCGCGAACGUCAAGAAAGCCGACUUGCUUAAGCCAGUUCUGCCCAUAAUCUCGAUCGAAAUGCCUGACUGAUCGUGUCUAGUGCUUCCUGAUCGGUGGUGUGACCUUGUGAUGGAUUUUGUUGCCAAACGUUGUAAUUUUGUUAAUUUUUAAUUGUUAAUACGUAUGAGACGAUACGGGGUUUUAUUUUCGUUGGCGUUGUAAGUGAGGUUGUUUACCGAUGCAUUUAUUAACUGUACACAGAGCUGCACAAGUUUUGUUAGCGGGGUUAGGUUGAUUCGUACUUACAUUGCCAGUUGCAGGAUAUAUUUUACUAUAAUUGUGUUGUAAAUAUACAUUUUUAAUUUAA